This is a messenger RNA of Sorex araneus (European shrew), 1106 nucleotides long. It is a transcript of the gene IFT22, whose product is annotated as intraflagellar transport 22. Lineage: Eukaryota; Metazoa; Chordata; Mammalia; Eulipotyphla; Soricidae. The record is from RefSeq and is a predicted model, not a curated record. The coding region runs from base 327 to 653 and encodes 108 amino acids. Gene Ontology annotation, cellular component: endomembrane system. Gene Ontology annotation, biological process: intracellular protein transport. Gene Ontology annotation, molecular function: GTPase activity. The transcript is spliced from 5 exons.
UGGCCUCCGCUCCGCCUUGACGACGGCGGCUCGGCGCGGUGGGUCCCAGACCUGCCUGUGAGCGAUGCUGAAGGCCAAGAUCCUCUUCGUGGGGCCCUGCGAGCCUGCCCCUCUCCGUGCCUUCCUUUGCACAGAGUGGCAAGACGGUGCUGGCCAACUUCCUGACGGAGUCUUCGGAUAUCCCUGAGUACAACCCCACCCAAGGCGUGCGGAUCCUGGAAUUCGAGAACCCAGAUGUCAUCACUAACAGCAAAGGCGCCGGCUGUGAAUUCGAGCUCUGGGAUUGUGGCGGAGACCCCAAAUUCGAGUCGUGCUGGCCGGCCCUCAUGAAGGAUGCGCAGGGCGUGGUGAUCGUCUUCAAUGCCGACAUCCCCAGCCACCUGAAGGAAAUCGAGAUGUGGUACUCGAACUUCGUGCAGCAGCAGCUCCUGCAGGACAGCCAGUGCCUGCUCAUCGCGCACCACAAGCCGGGCUCGGGCGGGGACAAGGGCAGCCCGCCUCUGGCACCACCCUUGAACAAGUUGAAGCUGGUGCACUCCAACCUGGAGGAUGACCCGGAAGAGAUCCGGAUAGAAUUCGUCACGUAUUUAAAAAGCGUCAUCAACUCCGUGUCCGAGAGCCGAGACCGGGAGGAGAUGUCCAUCAUGACCUAGCUGGCCUCUCGGGGUGCCUCCAGGUCCCCGGAGUGAGAGCUUAGGCCCGGCAGAGCCCACACACUGCCCAGAGCAUGGGCUGCUGUCUGCCGGGCCGCCCUGUGGACUGUCCGUGCCCGCCGGAGGGUGCCAGGCUGCUGCCACCUUUGGCGGGCUCUAUGCUGUCUGGGUGCCACCCACCUGCCCCAGACCUCUCCAGAGCUUUCUCUGCACCCGUAUCAUCAUAAACACCAUGGAAUUGGGCCAAAGAGACAGUGCAGUGGGCAGAGGGCUCCCUUGCAAGGCACCCUACCUGGGUCGGAUCCCUGUUGGGUCCCCAAGCCCCACCAGGAGUGACCCCUGAGCACCACCGGGUAUGGCCUCCAAAAAGAAGAAAGAAAAACUGUGGAAUUGUAGUGGCCACAGCCCAGGACUGCAGCAGUAUUUUAAUACAUAAUUAUCAGUUUGAGUAUA